AUGUGGAUUGGGGUAGCACAAUGUGCUCCCAUAGAGGUGACAACUUCCAUGGAGGAUACGCCGGAAAUGACAACAAUACUACCCAGCAGCAUAAGUAUGGAUAACGAAAUGGAGAGUUCUAAUAAAACCCAGAAGUUGGAGGAGGAACCAUCCUACUCCAUAGAUGUGAAGCAAAGUUUAGGGUCCCAUCAUGCCGAAAAUUAUGCCAAAAGUUCAUAUUUCAUACCAGUCGAAGUGAGGUUUGAUGAACCCAGGGAUUUUCCAAAUUCCCAAACUUCACCGGAAAAUUCUCAAAUUUCUGGGGAUCAACAUACAGUCCAGACAACAACAAUAAAUGAAUUUCCAGCAUUAUUAAAUGGUUCAGAGAGUAUUACAGAAUUAAGAUUUGGAAAAUCAAACAAUUUUUCAAAUACCCAAAUUUCCCCAGAAAAUCCCCCCACUUCUGGGGAUGAAAAUACAGAUCGUACAACAAUAAUAAACGAAAUUUCAGCAUCACCAAACGUCUCAGAGAGUACUACAGAGUUAUUAGUAUCAGAAAACUCGAAUUCCCAAAAUCAAACUGAAAAUCCCCAAAAAAUCCCCACACAAAAUUCCGGUGAAAUUUCAACGGAAAUCACAACAUCCGGUAUAUUUACAAGUGAAAAUUCUCUAGAAGGGCUUUUAAGUGAUUCUCAGAGUGAAGGACAAAAUUCCCAAAUUUUCCCCGAAAAUCCUCAUAAUUACCAACAAGAAAAUUUAGCUGACAUUACAACAAAAAGUGACAUCCCAGAAUUGCAACAUAACCCAGAAGUCGUAACAGAGUCAAUGCAAAACGAAACAAGUGAUUCCCAGAAGGAAAAUGAAAAUCCCCAAAAUCCUAAUAAAAAUUCCCCAAUUUCCACGGAACAGAACUUCAGGGAUCUAGCAACAACAAAUGAAACACCUGUGCCACUAAACACCCUAGAAGGCAUAACAGAGCCUUUUAAACUUGAAAACAGUGAUUCCCAAAAUCUUAAUAAAAAUCCCCAAAAUUCGAAUGAAAAUCCCCAAACUCCAUUUGAUCAAAAAUUAGCUGACGUAACUACCACAAAUAAAACCCCUGUGCCCCUUAACACACUAGAAGGCAUAACAGAGCCUUUCAAAAUUGAAAAUAGUGAUUUCCAAAGUCAAAGUGAAAAUCCCCAAAAUCAGAGUGAAAAUCCCCAAACUUCAUUUGAUCAACAAUUAUCCGACAUAACAACAACAAAUGAAACCCCAGUACCACUAAACACCUUGGAAGGCAUAACAGAACCAUUUAAAAUUGAAAACAGUGAUUCCCAAAGUCAAAGUGAAAAUCCCCAAAAUCACUAUGAAAAUACCCAAAAAUCUCCAAUGUCCUAUUCUAAUGAAAAUCAAGAAGAAAUCGAAAAAUCAGUCAUCACUGAAAAAAAGUUAGAUUCAAGUGAAGAAAUCUCCAAAUCCAGUGAAGAAAAGCAAAAAAGUGGGUAUUUCCCCACUGGAAACGAAAAUCCCCAAAGCAUAAUUUCAAAACUUAGUGAAAAUGAAUCCUCUACUGAAACAAAAAGUGAAACUGAAAUCAAAUUUCCUGAAAUGCCCCAAAUUAUUUCCAACAACCAAAACAAUAUGGCAACCCUGAAUGUUUCCCAGGAAAAUGAAAAUCUACAAGACGAAAUUUUAAAGGCCGUGGAAAGUGGAAACCCCAUUGAAUUUCCAACAACUACCCCGGAAAGUUCAACCUUACGGAACGAUGGCGAAAACUCUUCAAAUAUUCCAGAGUUGCCAUAUGAUGCAGUACAAAAAGCUGAGGAAAAUAAUGCAGCGACGGAAAAUUUAACAGAAAAAGAUUUAAUUAUGGGCAUAAUAGAACUGUAUAAUUUCGAUUCCCAGCCAUCUACUGAAAAUCCCCAAGCUUCCCGGGAAAAAUUAUUUGAAGAUGUGGCAGCGACGGUAAUGGAAAUUCCCAAUGAAACUGGAAGAAAUUAUGAUAUUAAUAUCAGAUCUACCCAGAGCGAAAUUCCCGAUCAAAUGGCAGUGGAAUCUCAAAAUUCUGGAAAUCCCCAAAAAAUCCCAGAAAGUGUCAUGGAAUCUCUAUCGAAUUCAGCAACUAAUCUAGGAUCCGAUGAGCUGCCCAGCACAACACAGGUGGUGGAAAUUGUAAAAGAAAUCCCAGAUAUGCCAGUCAAUGACUCCCAAAUUACAGAAUCUCCAAAUGUCACGAAUAUUAUUAUUUCAACUAAUUUGGCAGUGGAAACUGCUCCCGUAACUAAACAGCACGGAAAUACACAAGAAUAUGAAAAUCCCCAAGUUUCUACUGAAAAUGCCCAAAAUGUCCCCGAUUUUAGUGAAAAGAAUAACUUCCCCGAAGAAAAGAAGGAAGACAAUUUUCACCAUAAUGAAAACUCAUCGGAAAAUUCGAAAGUCGAGAAAACAGAAACUCAUUUCACAGUUCAAAAUCCCGAAAAUAUGAAUUCCCAAAAUAUAUCUGAAAAUCCCCAAAUUUCCCCAGAAUCGCAAAAUACCUCUAAUGAAAGUAUUUCAAAUAAUUCUGCCAUUGAAACUGCCGCAGAAACCAAACAAAAUGAAAAUGCCCAAAAUUUCAUGGAAAAUACCCACGAUUUCCCAGGAUUGCCAUAUAAUAUGCCCGAUAAAAUUUACGUCCAAGUCAUUGAAGAGCCUGUAAUUAUCCAGAGUUUUCCAACUACGGCGUCUCCGAUUCUAGAUCACAGCACAGAAAUUCUUUCAGUUUCCCAAGAAAAUCUCACAAUUCCCAAAGAUAUGCUUCCAGAAAAUCUCCCAAGCGAUAAUCCUCCAGCUUCCCCAGAAAAUCCCACAAUGCCUGCACAAAUGGUAAUUUUGACUGAAGCUGAAACUUCUUCAAGUCCGAAUAUAGAAAAGAGCGAAGAAAAGUUGAAAAACAUCAACUUCAAUGCCCAGUUAUCAACUGAAAGUUCCCAAGAUGCUGGAGUUUAUAUGUUAAUGGAGAUGAUUGUGCCGGCAGAGAGUGUCCAGGAAAUGCCCAGCACAGAACAGGAAAAUUCUACUCAAUUUUUGGAAAAAUCACAAUCUAGAGAAGCUAAAAGUUUGGAAAUAAAACCACAAGAAUUCCAACAAACGGAGGAAAAGAAUAUAUCCCUAGAGGAAAAUAUUGGUGAAGAAUCCAUGUUGGCAACCCAGGUUGCUACCACAGAUGACUUGACGAAUGCCGCCUAUGAGAAUCCUGGUUUUAUAAAUCUCAACGACAAUAUGGAUAUAAUGGACAGUAGUUUCCCAACAAGUACUUCGGAAAGUGGGGUAACAGAAAUACAACAAAACUCAGGGGAAAAUCAAACAAAUGGGGAAAUCAGCACAACAAAUGCACCUUCAAUUUUGAGUGAAGAUAGUUUGUCUACAGCAAAAUUCGAAGAGGUUGCAUUAAUGAAUGAAGACCCAACCACACCAAAAGCAGCAGCAGCAAGUAUGACCACAGAAUCUUCUACAAAACCCAAUAUCGUAGCAGAAACUACCCUACCAACCAUCGAGGUAACAAAACAGGAGACCCUACAGACAACCACAGAAAAAAUGGAGAAACAAGCUACCACCAUGUUACCGGAUUCUACCACAACCAUGCCAUCCGACACCAAUGGCAACACUGAAAGCACCAACACCGAAAUGGGUGAAGAACCCACAGCCACGACCAUCAAUCAAUUUGCCUCAUUGCUGGCCGAAACUGAAAUGAAUGUCCACAAGGCCUUUGAAACGCUGCGAGAAUGGAUUGCUCAUGGUCAGAAAUUGGAAGAUACCACAAGAAAUCCGGGUGCCAGUGAUGGACUUGAGGCAACAACAAAUAAUCCAAGUAUUAAGGACAUGACCACCAUGAAAUCGUCGGAAGAUACAACAAAUGGUAAUGGUGAAAAUGUAACAGAUAUGGCAACCUUGAUGCAUGAUAAUGAAAAUUCAAAGGAUAUAAAAGAAAAUAAUACGGAAAUUCCAAAUACAACAAUGAAUUCCUCUACGGAUGAUGCUAUGGAUAAGAAGCAUUCAUCAGGACAAGAUGAAAUUACAUCGACUACAGAAGGAAGUUCAAGUGACAUGGAAAUUAAGGAGACUUCGACAGGAGUUGCAGACCACACGGCCACCACAACCGAACAAGGUGUGGCAGAAACAACAAUAGUUCCAACGCUUGCACGAGUCAAACUAGAAAAGGAUUUGACCAGCAUCAACUUGACAUAUUUAGAUGAUUCUAGCGAAGAAGAAAUAGAAAAUGAUAGGAGCAAAGAACACCAGAAACUCAACUCCCACAGUAACUCUCAAGAAAACUCCCAAGAAAUCAAAAAUACCCAUACCACCGAAAAUAGUGAUAUGGAGGCGUCCACGGGUAUAACAGAAAUGGUAAAAUUCAUCCAACAUGAAACCACAACUGCGGCGUCAGAUCAAGAAGAAAGAAAAACACUGCAGCCCCUGACACAGGCUUCAUUCAUGGAAGAGCAGCAGCAGCAAAUUGAGACAACAACAGUUAAGGAUAUAAGUUCCCCCAGUACCAGUACAGCUGAUGAAAAAGAAGAAGAAGCUACGGAAAUGUUUAUGAUGUUGUUGACAACAACACCAACAACGCCCGCAGAAUCAUCUACAAUAACUGGGAAAGAUGGAGAUCUUACAGAGUCUUCCAAUGUUGCUCUAACAGCUACCACGGAAGUACCUGAGACCACAGAAAGCUCUACAAAUGUUGUGACAACAACCCAUGAAAGUGACAAAACGGCAACAGAUUCAAUAUCAACACCGGCUUCUGAAGUCACAACACAUCUGCCAGACACAACAACACCAGAUCUUCAAGAGACCUCAACAACGACAACAGAUAUUAGCAUUGACACAACAACACUCAAUCCCGAAGAAGAUGAAGAAUUUAUAACAACAACGAUGACAACCGAAGAACCGGAAAUUGAAACCACCACCCUGUUGACGACGACCGUGGCCCUCGAGCCGCGAUCACUGCCCCCACCAAAAUUAGAAUAUUUACAAAGUGAAGACGGUGUGGAGGUCUUCUACGGCUAUUCGAUAGUUAAACAUAAUUAAUUUAUUUAUAAACGACUAUUUUAAGCUCUUUAACAGGGUGCUCAUUAAACCACAACAAAA
This is a messenger RNA of Musca domestica (house fly), 5088 nucleotides long. Its product is annotated as mucin-2-like. Bases 1 to 5028 code for a protein of 1675 amino acids. The transcript has 3 exons. NCBI's taxonomy places the organism in Eukaryota, Metazoa, Arthropoda, Insecta, Diptera, Muscidae. The record is from RefSeq and is a predicted model, not a curated record.